AUGGAGAGGAAGGGAGGGGAAGAGGUUGGGCUUCAAUAUCAGUGGUUUAAUACUACAGCAGCAUCAAACAACAGCAACCCUAUUGUUCCUUCCUCCUAUACCUUACCCGAAAACCACCUCCGCCGCGAAUCACCUUCCCAAAACCAUCAUAUCUAUUGGGAUCCUACUUUGGGGAACCCUAUUGUUUUUCAAAACGCCAUGUUGCCAAACAAUCCCUACCAAAACCUUACUCCCUCACAGAAUGCCAAUCCGAAUGACCAUCUUUUUUUCCCUGCCAAUAGUCUCCAAAACUCACCAUGUACCAAUAAUCUCAACAUGAACAGUACUGAUUUUUCUGAUCAGGCCCAACACGAUCAGCUGACAGCAGCCUUGAAUCGGCUAAGCAUAUCGAAUCAUCAUCAGUCCGGUGGUGCCACAUCAAAUCCAAGAGUAAACAGCUCCUUAGGAGGUAAUGGAUUUACUGCUCAAUACCAAUCUUCUCAUUAUAUCCGAGAGGAGGAGGAAUAUUUGGAGAAGUUGAAAAAUCAGUAUGUUUUGUUAAUGGCCGAAAUGGAUCAGUACACGAGGCUUCAUGGAUCAGCAGUUGCCAAUCAUGUUACUACUAGUAAUCAUGCUCUCCCCCAUAGGGCAAAUUUUUCUCUAACAGAGGUGGGAUCUACCUAUACAGGAGCGAAUCGGGGUGGGAGUAGUACUUCUGAUCAAUUUGGUUAUGGAUAUAAUCCAAUGAGGCCUAAUAAUCCUGUUCGUAAUGGUGUAAUUAGUAGCAGGGGAUCAAGGUAUGCUAAUGGAUCUGGGCGACAGCGUUUGAGUACUAGUUACUCAUCAUCCUCAUUGGAACAAAGGGGCCAAGUGAUGACUAGUAAUUCAGUGGCUAAAGAUGGAUCAAGGUUUUCUAAUGGCUCCAUACGGCAGCAGCAUCCAACUGCUUAUCUAUCCUUGGAAGAAUUAAGGGGCAAAAUUGCUUUGGUGGCCAAGGAUCAUGUGGGGUGUCGUUUUUUGCAGAAGAAGGUCGAGGAGGGCAAGCCAGAGGAAGUUGAGAUGAUUUUUAAGGAGGUUAUGGACGCAGAUUUGCGUGACUUGAUGGUUGAUCAAUUCGGCAACGAGUUCAUCCAGAAACUUGUUGAAGCAACCAACAGAGAAGGACAGUCCAAAAUGCUUGACUGUGUGAUGAGUGAUGAGAAAAAACUCAAGGACAUUUGCACUGAUCAACACGGAAGUCGAGCAAUGCAGAAAUUGCUAGAGAGAGUUGAGACCCGAGAGCAGCAGUCCUCGUUCAUGCGACUUCUGAAGCGCAUCACAAUUCCCCUCAGCAAGACUCAGCCUGGUUACUAUGUGAUUCAAGUUUGCUUGAAACAUUUCUCUCCUGAAUCCACCAAGGGCAUCCUGGAAUUGGUGUUAGAGAACUGCCUUGCCCUAGCAAAGGACAAGUUUGGGUGCUGCUUAGUGCAAAGCAGCGUUCAUUAUGCUUAUACAGAGGCUAAGGAGCGUCUUGUGGCAGACAUAACUGAACAUGCUCGAGUCCUCUCUGAAGAUCCCUACGGGAACUAUGUUGUCCAGUACAUAAUUGGAUUGAAGAUACCUCGUGUAACAUCAGAUAUACUAGCACAGCUGGGAGGGAGUUUUGUUAAUCUCUCCAUGAAUAAGUAUGGCAGCAACGUGAUUGAGAAAAGCUUGAAAGAGGCUGGAGAAGAACAUGUCAAUAGGAUUAUUAACGAGAUGAUUAAUAGUCCCAAUUUACUGACUCUUCUUCAGGAUCCUUAUGGGAAUUAUGUUGCUCAGUCUGCUCUGGGAGUAUCCAAGGGAGCUGCUCAUAAUGCUCUUGUGCAACUCGUUCGGAGCCAUUACCCUUAUCUUCACAGUCAUCUCUAUGGAAAAAGGGUGCUUGACAAAACCAGAGGACACAGGCAUCGUUGCUAA
Prunus avium (sweet cherry) is the source of this 1917-nucleotide messenger RNA. RefSeq lists its product as uncharacterized. NCBI's taxonomy places the organism in Eukaryota, Viridiplantae, Streptophyta, Magnoliopsida, Rosales, Rosaceae. Gene Ontology annotation, biological process: post-transcriptional regulation of gene expression. Gene Ontology annotation, cellular component: cytoplasm. Gene Ontology annotation, molecular function: mRNA binding. The record is from RefSeq and is a predicted model, not a curated record.